AUUCUGAUAGGAUAAUAUGUAAAGUAUGUAAAACAUGUAACUUGGCUGGCUAAAUGAUUGUGUGAUGAGUUUUAUCCUGUUUUCGUCUGUACCUAGUCUGCCAGUCGUGUUCAAGCAGUGUGACACCAAGACUGUUGAUAUUGUUCACGCUUACCUCCAGAACAUUCUAGCUAAAUCAAACUCCUCCCUGGCAUCAUCUCAUAUCCAGGCUCUAAACCAAGAUGGUAUCUCAAUCUCACUCUACUACAGAAGCGUAAAGGAUGAGACCAGUACCUAUAUCGUGUGUUUUAUCUGUGAUGGUACAGCCCUCCUCUCUCCCUUUUACCAUGAGCUGGACAAGUACACUGAUACUUUGGUGGAACAUCUUGCUGACCCUGAAUCUUAUCUCCUACGAUGGCAGUUCAAUUGUAUUGAGUAUGUCUUAAGAGUGGUGGAUUACUUUAAAAAUGAUCUGUCUCCCCUGCUGUACAUAGCUUUGUCGAGGAAUAAUAUCGAGAUUCUGGCCAGCAAUCCAAACAGUCAGAUCGUCAGGGACACUCAUCUGUUUAUUUCAUCCUGCAGUCUCAAGGAACUAAUGUACAACACAGAAGUGGUAUUUGAGCCGUGUACAAAUGCCGAGGAAAACACAGUAAUGAUAGAGUUUGAUAACAAAAUAGUGAACUACGAAUCUAACAAGUUCUGCUCAAAAUGGGCCUCAAUGAUCGAAUCAGAGUUUGAUGCGUAUGUAGUGCGGCAAAAGCUAGAAGACUAUAAGAUAGCAGCGAACGAGGAUCUGAACACAUUCCGCAGAUUGUUGCACCUAGCUGAGGCUGACCACUAUGCAUUCUUUCAGGGUUACGAGUUUAUAAAGCUGCACGAUAACGGGAAGAUACUAUUUGAGAUGCUAUCUCAUGAGAGUAUGGUGUACAGUCUAGAGAGUCUUGAGAACCUACUCAAUAUUCUUCAGAAGUUUAGACUCUAUAAGGACUCUGUUACGUUGAACAAAUCCUCUGUAUCCUCAUAGCAUCUUGUAACAUUAGAUUUCUUAGUCCAUUAUAAUAAUAUAUAGUUUUUAUCUGUUCAUAUAUAUCAGAUUGAUUAUCGUGUGAAUAUUAUGUUGCCCGAAUUAUGUGUACUGUGUAGUUCCGACUGUACAGCUAUGUAUUUUCCUGACUUAAAUUGCUGUGUUCUUGCUCUUAACUUACUAAUCCUGAUAUUUGUAUGAAAGCGAAUAGAUUUGAUAGGUUCUUUAUCUUUUUAAAUUAGAUUCAGGAAUCAAUUUCAUUCAAUUUUUCUCCUUGCGCCGAGAAAUCUAGUGGCGAAUAUUAUGACGUAAUAAUAUUAUGUUUUUAACGUUUUAAAAUAUUUUCAUGUACCAUUUUGACGUAUUAAAUAAACUUAUAUUUCGACAUAAUAUAUUAGUGAUAGUUGAUUUUCGUGAAACAAUUUUUGGGAUUUAAUUUUGUGUUACUAAUAGUACCUAUACAAUUUAUCUAUUUAAUAUCACA
Molecule: messenger RNA, 1487 nt
Organism: Bolinopsis microptera
Lineage: Eukaryota; Metazoa; Ctenophora; Tentaculata; Lobata; Bolinopsidae
Product: protein Njmu-R1-like
Exons: 6
Coding region: 65-1003 (312 amino acids)
Cellular component (GO): trans-Golgi network
Source: RefSeq, a predicted model, not a curated record